AUGACGAUACCUCAACUUUUCUUCAUCUUCUGUUACAUUACUUUCUCUCUUGUUUUAUCUGAAACAUUUCAAGAACAAGAGAUCUUGUUGGCCAUCAAGUCAGACCUGUUUGAUCCUUCUAACAAUCUCCAAAACUGGAAGAGCCCUGAGAAUGCUACUGAGUCUGUUCAUUGUCACUGGACAGGAGUUCACUGCGAUCCAAAUGGCUCAGUGGCUAAGCUUCUUCUCCCCAACAUGAAUCUCAGUGGAAACAUCUCAGAUCAGAUUCAGAGCUUCUCUUCUCUGCAAGUCCUUGAUCUCAGCAACAAUGCAUUUGAGUGCUCUCUUCCUAAAUCUCUUUCUAACCUCACUUCCUUGAAGAUUUUGGACCUGAGUGUGAAUAGCUUCUUUGGAACCUUCCCUUAUGGUCUAGGAAUGGCCACUGGUCUUACACACGUCAACGCCUCGAGCAACAAUUUUUCUGGACUUCUCCCUGAAGAUCUCGGCAACGCGACUACACUCGAGGUUUUGGACUUUCGUGGAGGUUACUUUGAAGGCUCUGUGCCUUCUUCUUUCAAGAAUCUCAAGAAGCUGAAGUUUCUCGGUCUUUCUGGUAACAACUUAAGCGGAAAGUUACCAAAGGUGAUCGGUGAGCUCUCUUCUUUGGAGACCAUCAUUCUUGGUUACAAUGGCUUCACAGGUGAGAUUCCAGAAGAGUUUGGGAAGCUGACGAAUCUUCAGUACCUCGAUUUAGCUGUUGGGAACCUAACGGGCCAGAUUCCAUCUUCUUUAGGACAGCUGAAACAGCUUACAACGGUUUAUCUUUACCAGAACUUUCUCACAGGGAAGAUUCCAAGAGAAGUUGGUAAUAUCAAUUCUCUUGUGUUUCUUGAUCUCUCUGAUAACCAAAUCACAGGGGAUAUACCUAUGGAAGUAGCUGAGUUGAAGAAUCUGCAGCUUCUGAAUCUGAUGAGGAAUCAACUCACGGGAACCAUUCCAUCAAAGAUUGCUGAAUUACCAAACCUUGAGGUUCUCGAGCUGUGGCAAAACUCUCUGGUUGGUUCCUUACCUGUGGAUCUCGGCAAGAGCUCGCCGUUGAAAUGGUUAGACGUCUCAUCAAACAAGCUAACAGGAGAAAUCCCAUCUGGAUUAUGCUAUUCAAGAAACCUCACAAAGCUCAUUCUCUUCAACAACUCAUUCACAGGUCAGAUUCCAGAGGACAUCUUCUCAUGUCCGACUUUGGUCCGUGUCCGAAUCCAAAAAAAUCUCAUAUCCGGACCAAUCCCAGCUGGUUCAGGGGACUUACCAAUGCUUCAACAUCUAGAGCUAGCUCAAAACAACCUCACCGGUCAAGUUCCAGAUGAUAUAACAUCCUCUAAAUCACUCUCAUUCAUAGACAUAUCCUUUAACCGUCUCUCAUCCCUACCUUAUUCCAUUUUCUCAAGUCCCAAUCUCCAAACCUUCAUCGCCUCACAUAACAGCUUUUGUGGAACCAUACCUAACCAGAUUCAAGACCGUCCAUCUUUGUCUGUCCUCGAUCUCUCCUUCAACCAUUUCUCAGGCCAAAUCCCAGUGAGGAUUGCUUCCUUUGAGAAACUUGUGACCUUAAAUCUCAAGAGCAACGAACUGGUAGGAGAAAUCCCACAGGCCUUAACCGGGAUGCACAUGUUAGCUGUUCUCGACCUCUCAAACAACUCUCUAACCGGGAACAUACCACAAGACUUGGGAGCUUCACCAACACUAGAGAUGCUGAACGUGUCAUUCAACAAACUCACAGGACCUGUCCCUUCAAACAAUCUCUUUGCAGCCAUAAACCCAAACGAUCUCAUCGGAAAUCAAGGCUUAUGCGGUGGUGUUUUACCUCCUUGCUCCAAGAGCCUAGCAUUGUCAGCAAGAGAGAGAACCUCAGGGAGAAUCCACAUGCACCACGCAAUCUUCGGAUUCAUCGUAGGAACAGCAGUCAUCUUGUCUCUAGGAAUAAUGUUCUUAGCAGGGAGAUGGGUAUACAGAAGAUGGGAUCUCUACAGCAACUUCGCCAGAGAAUACUUAUUCUGCAAACAGCCACAAGAGGAAUGGCCAUGGAGACUCGUAGCCUUCCAAAGACUCUGCUUCACAGCAGGGGACAUCUUAUCACACAUCAAAGAAUCAAACAUCAUAGGAAUGGGAGCCAUGGGGAUAGUCUACAAAGCAGAAGUCAUGAGACGUCCACCACUCACAGUAGCCGUCAAAAAACUCUGGAGAUCACCGUCACCACAAACCGACAUCGAGAAUCACCAUCACCACCAACAUCAUACCCAAGAAGGUGAAGAAGAGGACGAUAUACUCAAGGAAGUAAACCUCCUCGGCGGUCUCCGCCACCGAAACAUCGUCAAAAUCCUCGGUUACAUCCACAACGAGAAAGAAGUCAUGAUGGUCUACGACUACAUGCCUAACGGCAACUUAGGCACAGCCCUACAUUCAAAAAACGAUGAAUUCUUGUUAACUGAUUGGCUAUCACGAUACAAUGUAGCCGUUGGAGUCGUUCAAGGACUCAACUACCUACACAACGAUUGCUACCCUCCGAUCAUCCACAGAGACAUCAAAUCAAACAACAUAUUACUAGACUCAAACCUAGAAGCUCGAAUCGCCGAUUUCGGAUUAGCUAAAAUGAUGCUACACAAAAACGAGACCGUUUCGAUGGUGGCGGGAUCCUACGGUUACAUAGCGCCAGAAUACGGUUACACGCUCAAGAUCGACGAGAAGAGCGAUAUAUAUAGUCUAGGAGUUGUGUUGCUCGAGUUAGUUACGGGGAAGAUGCCGAUCGAUCCGUCGUUCGAGGAAGGGAUCGAUGUUGUGGAGUGGAUAAGGAGGAAGGUGAAGAGGAGUGAGAGCUUGGAGGAAGUGCUUGAUCCGAGUGUUGCUGGUGAGUGUAGGCAUGUGAUUGAGGAGAUGCUUUUGGCGUUGAGGAUCGCGCUUUUGUGUACGGCGAAGCUUCCGAAGGAUAGGCCGUCGAUUAGGGAUGUGAUGACGAUGCUCGCGGAGGCGAAACCGAGGCGGAAGAGUGUGAGUCACGGUGGGGAUUUGCCUGUUUUUAGAAACUCUCCGGUUGUUGGGUUGAUUUAAGCGAGAUGAGGCGGGAAGGGUGUUUUUGUCAUUGCAAAGAUUUUGGGCCCGUUUUAUUUGAUUGCUUCCUUUUUUUUACUGAACUAUAGCCCAUGUGAGGCCCGUUUGUUCAGUGGGAAUUGUAUUUACUGAGAAAUUAAUAAGAGACGA
Molecule: messenger RNA, 3231 nt
Organism: Eruca vesicaria subsp. sativa (arugula)
Lineage: Eukaryota; Viridiplantae; Streptophyta; Magnoliopsida; Brassicales; Brassicaceae
Source: the annotation of a GenBank genome assembly